Lathyrus oleraceus (garden pea) is the source of this 2103-nucleotide messenger RNA. Its product is annotated as probable leucine-rich repeat receptor-like protein kinase At2g33170. The record is from RefSeq and is a predicted model, not a curated record. The coding region runs from base 1 to 2103 and encodes 700 amino acids. The transcript has 2 exons. Lineage: Eukaryota; Viridiplantae; Streptophyta; Magnoliopsida; Fabales; Fabaceae. Gene Ontology annotation, molecular function: protein binding.
AUGGUGGAGAAUGGUCAAGAAGUUCCUUUACCCAUACCAGACUCUGUGGUGAAUAUAGCUGAUAUUGCAAAGAUGGCCCGUAGUGGUCGUGUUUUUGGACCGGUCUUUCCGAAGGAGACAAAGGAUGUCUCAAUCAGUAAGAAGGCAGAGAUUCCAGUAGCGAAUCCAGUUAGUACUUCAAUAUAUCAGUCUGAUGAAUCCAGAAAACUGAAGACUAAUGAUGAUGAUGAGCACCUUGAUGUUUCUAAUAUCCUUCUGGACUCUAUCCCAGAUGGGUUUAUUUCCGCUUGUGGAAAAAUUGAGAGUUUAAAGCUUUUGAAUUUUAGUAGAAAUAUGUUGAAUGGUGUUUUCCCUACUUUUCAUGGUUUUGGUGGAUUGGAAUCACUUGACAUGUCUUUCAAUAACUUGAAAGGAAGCAUUGGUUUGCAGUUAGAUGGAAUGGUUAGUCUCAAGUCUCUUGAUCUCAGUAACAAUACUUUCACUGGGAAAAUUCCUACUAACCUUGGAUGGUCUAUGGUUUUGGAGCAGUUUGUGCUUUUAAACAAUCGUUUCCAAGGAACAAUCCCUGAACAAAUUUUGAGCUAUAAAAAUUUGACUGUGAUUGAUUUUAAGGCAAAUGAUCUUUCUGGGUUUAUUCCAUCAAAUAUUGACAUUCUUUCCAAAUUGGAAUUUUUGAGUCUUUCCUCUAAUAAACUAGUUGGCAAAAUCCCAAUGACAAUUAUGAACAUCACAUCUCUUGGAAGAUUUGCAGCUAAUCAAAAUCAGUUUACCGAUCCAGUUCCUUUUGGAAUUACAAGAUAUCUCAGUCCGUUGGAUCUUAGUUAUAAUCAUUUAUCCGAGUCCAUUCCCGAAGGCCUUUUAUCUCCACUGCAGCUAGUGCUUGUAGAUUUGUCCUAUAACAGGUUGCAAGGGCUUGUACCUGUAAACAUUUCACAUAGUUUAGUCAGGUUAAGAUUAGGUGGAAAUUCCUUGACAGGAGAGGUUCCUUCGAGUACUUGCAAUGAUGUCGAACAUAAUUUGACAUACAUAGAGCUAGAUAAUAAUCAGUUGACAGGUUUGAUACCUCCUGAAUCAGGUUCUUGUAAGAAAUUGGCCUUGUUGAAUUUGGCUGAGAAUCAAUUGACUGGUGCAUUGCCACCAGAACUUGGAAAUCUUAUCAGUCUUCAAGUCUUGAAGCUUCAAAUGAACAAUCUUAAUGGUACUAUUCCGAUUCGAAUUUCACAAUUGCAAAAGUUGUCUACCUUGAAUUUGAGCCAGAAUUCUCUGGAUGGACCGAUUCCGUCUGAGAUGACAACAAACCUUACAUUACCUUACUUGCAAGGGAACAAACUUCACGGGUCUAUACCUCCGUCCAUUGGAAACUUGAGACAACUUUUAGAACUCCAGCUUGGAGAAAACCAGCUAAGUGGUGAUAUUCCAAAAAUGCCUUGGAAUUUGCAGAUUGCAUUGAAUCUAAGCAGCAAUCACUUUAGUGGAAAUAUUCCUUCAAGUUUCGACGAUUUGGUUAACCUGGAAGUUUUGGAUCUCUCAAAUAACAAUUUCUCUGGUGAAAUUCCUGUGUCUCUCACCAAAAUGGCAGCAUUGACACAGUUGCAACUUUCAAAUAAUCGUCUAUCAGGAGACCUUCCAUCAUUUGGUGCAUACGUUAAUGUUGAUACAAGAGGAACCGAUGUCAAGAAGAAUAGUGAUGUCCCAGUCAAUAAUUCUCCAAGUGCAGAAAAGAGUGGGAAAUCUGUUGUCGCUGCUGUUCUUAUUGCGAUUACUGCUGCUAUUUUUGUGGUUGGUGUGGUCACCCUGCUGGUUGUAUUGCUUUCACGACCCUAUUGUAGGGGUAACAAUGAGCGUGUACAGGUAAGUGAAGGUGAAAAUUUUGAACUUCAGAUAAUCCAGAGUAAUUUGUUAACUUCAAACGGAAUCCAUAGAUCGAACAUUGACUUCUCUAAGACCAUGGAAGCUGCUGCAACACAAACACACAGAAAUCAGUUUACAUCAAAAACAUAUCCUAUUUCGUCUUGUGAGUUUACAGUGGUAAAUUCACCUGUUACUAAUAAUGAAGUUUUCAAAAUGGAGAGAAUUGAGGGAGGGACCACUAAGCUGGGAUGA